UCCCUCUCUCUCUCUCUCCUGUUUUCUGUGGCAUGAGAGCAGGAUCAUCCAGGGCUGACUGGACCAUGCAGAGUCUCUGCUGCUCCCAGAUUGUGUUGCUGCUCCUGCUGCUGACAGGUGCUGAAAACACUUUGGCUCAAAAAGGUUCUCCUCCAGCCUGUGGGCGGCCGAAAGUGUCCUCCACUCGGAUAGUUGGUGGGGAGAAGGCAGAUGAAGGGGAAUGGCCGUGGCAAGUCAGCAUACGGAACAACAGACUGCACAUUUGUGGUGGAAGCCUCAUCUCAUCCCAGUGGGUGGUGACAGCGGCACAUUGCUUUGACGGGCCAUUGCUCCCAGAUGAGUAUCGAGUGCACCUGGGAGAGUAUGAGCUUCCCAAACCUUUGCCCAGCAUGGUCUCAUCUGCUGUCAGCAAAAUCAUUGUGCAUCCAUAUUACGCUGGAGAUGGGCUGAGUGCCGACAUUGCGCUGCUACAGCUGGAAGAGCCGAUCAGUUUCUCCCGGACUAUCUUGCCUGUCUGCCUGCCCAGGACUUUGGGUCCAGACCCUUUCCCUGCUGGAAAGUUAUGCUGGGUUACUGGCUGGGGCAACCUCUACCCAGAUGCCCCCUUUGUCACUCGGACCCUGCAGGAGCUGGAGGUGCCGAUCCUAGAUGUGGAGGAGUGUGACCGCAUGUACCACAACAACACUUUCUCCGACUCAGAGGAUGUGCCCGAAGGCUAUAGGCUGAUCCACAAAGACAUGAUCUGUGCUGGGUACCCAGAAGGAAAGAAGGAUUCUUGCCAGGGCGACUCUGGUGGCCCUCUGGUUUGCAAGCGGAAUGGCACUUGGUUCCUGGCUGGAGUGGUAAGCUUUGGGUUCAGCUGUUCGGAGGCCAACCGGCCUGGCGUCUACACCCGGGUCACCUCCUACAUGGACUGGAUUCAAGAAAGUAUGGCCCAGAACACAAAGACUCAUAGCGGAGCCCAUCUCUCGGGUGUCAGUUCCGCUCUCUUCUUAGUUCUCCUCCUCCUUGUGGCCUUGACCAAUAGCAUUUCAUGAACUGCUUUAGCUCCGCCCAUGGCACUUCAAAAUGGCCACCCUGCCUCACUAGGUGAGACUGGACCAAGAGCCUGGAGUGGCUGAACGCUGUGUAGGUUGAGCACUUAAGCAGAGGACCUUUGAAAGAACUCUGCCACCAUUGGAAAGAUCAGUGCCUUGCCAUCUUUACUGCCUGCUUGUUGAAUAGGCAAGUAGCCACAGUCUAAUAGAAAAGCAAUGUGUGGAAACAGAAAUAUAAGGAAGAACUGGGGUUAUGGAAAAGGAAACUCAAUGCAUUGGAGGAGAAACUAUCCAGAAAUACAAAAUACAGAAUAAUAAUAAUGAUCAUUUUAAAAACCUAGACAAAAAUAAAACAAGUAAUGCUCUGUAAACCAACUGCCAUGAUCAUAUAUGAAGUUAACUUUAGCACAGUACUAUCUGCUCUGAUUGGCUCUCCCAUCUUUCCCAUCACUUUUUGUCUUAAGUGUAAAAGCCAGGGAUUUAGCCUGGGGCCUUCUACAUGCAAAGCAGAUACUCUGCCACAGAGCUACACCAUAGUUAAGAUGCCAGUCCUAGUAUUUUCAGCUUUAACUGGUGUGUGUGUGGGGUGGGUGUCUCCAAGGCUGUAGUUGCCUUUCCAGCCUAUUAACUGGAGUGAACUGAACCCAGGAUCUGUUCACAUAAGACAUAUGUUUUACUGCUGAACACCGUCUAUAAGUAAGGUUCUUAUCACAGAGCUUACGAAGGGCAACAUUCUCUGGGCUGUGCUCAAUGGGUCUUGAUGGCAGAAUUUAGGAGAAUGAGCUGAAGAAGCCGCAGGGUUGUACUUGCAGCCGUAUUUACUUGUGCGUAAGCUUGACUGAACUCAGUGAUUCUUAUUUGAAAGUAUACAUGCACUAGAAUCAAGCUAUAAGCAUGGGAAUGUUCAUUGUGUGCCAUCAGAGGACAGACGGAAGACAAAAAAAGACUUCUUCAUUCUCUUCCCCUGUUUGCCAGCUCUGGUUUGGGAAAUUCCUGGAGAGUUUGGGUGUUGAGCCUGAAGAUGGUGGGGCGAGUGGAGUGGAGGGACCUCAGUGGAGUAUAAUGCCGUUGGGUCCACCCUCCAAACCAGCUGUUUUUUUCCAGGGAAACUGAUCUGUGUGGCCUGGAGAUGAGUUGUAAUUCAGGGAGUUCUCCAACCACCACCUGGAAUUUGGCAACUAUAGAGAGGACAGUGAAGCUAUGGCCAUGAUUCAAUGCAUAAUUUGUCACAUUUAAAUCCCACUAUAAUUAGUGAAGCUUACGCUCACAUCACUCUCAUGUAGCUUUAUGUUAAAACAGUGAGUUCUUAUUUGUAUGAAUUGAGGAGCAAUGAAAUCGUUGUGAGUGUUCAUUAGCCAUUUGGAGAGAGUUGCUUGCUGGUCUCCAGGGACCCAUCAAAUCCUCUCAUUCUGGGAUUAUGAAUGAUAUGGGCAGACAAACUCAUUACUUCUUUAUUUUGCAAAGCUCUUAGGCUGUUGGGACUAAGUGUGCAUUAAAGACAAUGACAGAAUCAUGCUAUAUGCUUUUCUGUAUGCUUAAAUUACAGUCUGGGGGCCACAUGUUGGAAUGGUUUCCUGUGAAGAGAUACUUCCCUGCAUGUAGAAAACUGGUUUGUCAGGGAGAAGGCAGAAUCCUUCUUUAGGAUAAGGUAGAUUUUUAUAGAUACGACUGAUUGGAAUGAAACACAACUCUUGAAUCCUUCUUUGAACCCUGAACAACACAAUCAAAUGAAUGAAUUUUAUCAGGCUUCUGCUCAAAGACAAUCCAGGCAGACAGAUGUGUUCCCCCUCCCUGAAAAUCCUAGAGCCAUACACAGCCUUACACUUCCAGCUCCCAUAUGUAUGCUACCAUAGGUGGUGGUGGAGGAGAUACUUUAUUUAGCCUCUUGGAAUAGAGAUCCCAAGGCUUAAACUGUGUGUUUUUCUGCACUGCCUUCUGUAGGAAAGAUAUGUUCUCCCUCUCUUACUUGUGCUUUUGCAAUGAGUGUGUGUCUAUGUGUGUGUGUGUUUGUGUAUCUGCACUGCUUCUGGACUUAUCUCUAGCAUCUUGGGUACUGUUGGAAAAAGUAUGCUGGAUUAAAUGGACUGUUUGCUUGAAUGAGCAUGGUUUCUCUUUUAGCCCUUGUUCAUGGUCACUGCAAAUUAGCCCUUGCUUGUGGUCACUGUAUUAUAGGACUGUGAGCUUUGCCUCCUGAUUGCUCCCUGGCCUCUACCAGCAGAAGCAUACUGCUGUGAAAUAUAUAACUUAUAGGGAAUAAUAAAGUAUAAUGUUCCUUGUAUUUUUAUUGAGACGUACAAGGAUGGUGCAAUGCAUCGUGAAUACAUCCCAAAGAAC
This is a messenger RNA of Eublepharis macularius, 3371 nucleotides long. RefSeq names its product serine protease 33-like. The coding region runs from base 33 to 1037 and encodes 334 amino acids. Gene Ontology annotation, biological process: proteolysis. Lineage: Eukaryota; Metazoa; Chordata; Lepidosauria; Squamata; Eublepharidae. The record is from RefSeq and is a predicted model, not a curated record. Gene Ontology annotation, molecular function: serine-type endopeptidase activity. The transcript has 6 exons.